This is a messenger RNA of Coniophora puteana RWD-64-598 SS2, 1945 nucleotides long. RefSeq lists its product as uncharacterized. The coding region runs from base 16 to 1698 and encodes 560 amino acids. The transcript is spliced from 5 exons. Gene Ontology annotation, cellular component: dynactin complex. The record is from RefSeq and is a predicted model, not a curated record. NCBI's taxonomy places the organism in Eukaryota, Fungi, Basidiomycota, Agaricomycetes, Boletales, Coniophoraceae.
CGCUGGCUCACGACAAUGGCGUCUGUCCAAUAUUACUGCCCAUGUUUCUCAACAUCAUCGGUCCAGCAACCUCCACCGCCGCACAUGGCCUCGUCGUCUUCAAGUUUCCACCCUCUGCAUAGCCUUUUCUUCUGCGAGGAGUGCGACGCCGUACGAUGCAACCGCUGUGUCUCGGUGGAGGUCAGCGGAUAUUACUGCCCAAAUUGCUUGUUUGAGGUUCCCAGCGCGAGUGUACGUGCUGAGAAGAAUCGAUGCGCUCGUAACUGCUUUUCAUGCCCUCUAUGCCGAGCGACGCUGUCUGUCGUGGCUUCCGAUCCUCCGGAUGAAGACGAUGGGAGGAGUGUUGCGAUCAGUCCUGUGGGAGAGGCGCCGUUCUUUCUGUAUUGCAAUUAUUGUCGAUGGGACUCGGCGUCGGUAGGUAUCACUUUCGAGAAGCCAACUGGGCUUGCAGCGCAACUCCAGAAAUUUGAAGACUCCGCGCCCGAAGCCCAAGAAUUCGACCGGCUCAAGGAGCACUUCGAGCCAUUCCUGCGCACGUCCUCGCUUUCCUCUUCAGCAAAUCUCUCGAACUUAUCAUCCUCUCAUCACCACCACUCCCAUACAUCUGCAGCUACAGCAGCCGCGUCUGCUGCCCUCGCACGCGACAUCCCUGGCGUCAGCAAAUACCAGCCCCUCACGCGUAGCCGGUCCGGGCGCGACCGGACGGCGAACAAGGACGAGAUGUCGGAGUAUAAGAGCCGCGUCGAGGUGGGUGUACUGAACCAACUCGGCGCGGGUGGAGGAGACGAUGAGGACGUGGAGUAUAUGAAGCAUCUAGAGUCGGCAGGUCAGGUUGCGGCACUGGAGCAGCGGUGGGCAAACAGUUGGACGACGUCGAUCAAAACGAGCGAGCUACGGCCCCUCCGCAUCCCACUACAUUCCAAAGUCACGAAACGAUGUCCAACCUGCCGCCAUAUCCUCAUCAAGCCCGAGCAAAAGGCCCAGUCGGUGCGGUACAAGAUCAAGCUCGUCGCCGGUAACUACCUUCCCGCGAUCGGAGUCACCCUGCCGCACCUCCAGGAAGCCAUGAAGAAGACUGCAGGGCGGCCCUCAGCGGCAGCUUCCGGCGGCGAAGAAAAGGCUGGUGGCGGAAUGUUCGCUGGCCGUUCAUACCCAUUCCAUCUCGCGUUCACCAACCCGCUCUACGACCCUAUCCAAGUCCGGCUAUCCGUCGCCCGCGUGCACGUCGCAGCUGCAGCGGCGGACGGGAGCGAUAGCAAGACACGUAGAUCCCCGUAUUCGAUCUCGUUGCCGAUGCAGCCGUUCCCUGUUGCUGCGUUUGCGGAGGCAUGGGAGUACGACGAUGAUGAAGACAUGUUUGGGAUCGAGGACGACGAACUGGGGAUUAGCGGUGCUGGGAGUAGGCUGGCGCGAGAGAAAGAGGCGAAGAGUAAAGCGAAGACGGUCGGUGUGCUGGAGAAGCGGGCGAACGUUACAGUCGUGGGUGGCGAGGUGACUAUCGGAAAGGAAGCGAGGGGGGACGUUAAGUUUAAUAUGCUUGUCUCGUACACAUAUCGCUCCGACGAUCCCAUGCCGAUCGACAGCGACCAGUCGCGUCCGUCAUCAAAGCAGCCAGAACACAAGACCUUCACCUUCUACACCGUCAUCGAUAUUGGCUCCAUUAUACCCCGGGAAGACUCCAAUACCACGGCAAUAUAGGUCGGCCUCCUAAAGCGCAGCCACGACAACGGAGCUUUCUGGUGUGGGUCAAGAAAUUUCAUGUCCGAGUGGUACGAUAUUGACGUUCUGACUCAUUGUGACUCAUACGGCCUAUUCUCAGUUAGCUGUUAGCCAAGACUUUUACACUGGCGCUUGUAUUAUCAGCGUGUUGUGCCUCGUUUUACGACGCGAAUUCACCUGCACUUCGAUAUAUGAAUGUUCUAUGAUGGUUAUCGCGCAGUCUCCG